AUGACGUCAUUAAAACCGAAAAUGACAGUUUCCGCCGUACGGGGCCGCAUCCUCGUGACAGCAGAAGACGGUGAGCGGAUAGGCCAGUGGGGAGGCACGGAGUGUUUUCUCUCGCGGCAGUCUGGGCUUGGUCCAUGUCUUGUUGUCCGCUCCAGUCGUCAUAAGCGCCACGAGGGGACAUUCUUUCAACUGGUUGGACUCCGACGUGUGUUGUCGACAUAUGCCAUGGAGGGAAAGCUCACAAUUAUGGUACCGCAUGAGCAACGGUUGUGUACCGUGUUUAUUGAGACAGUGGCGGAUGUGGACGCCCUGAGGAUUAUGGCUGCCUUGCUACAGGACCGCAGUCAUUGGAAAGAUAUUGAGAAGAAUGUGGCGUGCAAAAAGGGUCGAGCGGGACGUGGAUCCAAAGCAAACGGACAGGGACUUCGUGAUCCAGGCGCGUUUGCCAUGCCGGAAUGGGAUAAUAAAGACUUUUAUAUCGAUGAUGCUGCUGCUCCUGAUGGUGACGAUUCUGGCGUGGUCAUCAAUGAUGGGGGUAAGGUGACAACGCCGACAUCUAAAAAGGUAAACAUGUACCCCAAAAAUACGGUUUCUACACAUUCAGAAGUGGACGCGAAUUCAAUGGCGUCCACAAUGGGACGUGGACCGAGUGAAAGGGUGGCACCAUCCAAAGAAGGUGUGUCAUGGACGGUAGAGCAGGUGCGUGCCGUUCAGUUGGUUCGCACGGGGAGAAAUGUCUUUUUGACAGGAUCGGCUGGCACAGGGAAAACCGCAUGGCUUUUGCAUCUGCUGCAGCAUGUCUUGUCAGGCACUGAGGGCGUUGUGGCAACAGCUACCACCGGUAUUGCCGCUCGCAUCAUUGGUGGUCUCACAAUUUAUGCGUUUUCUGGCAUUGGUCGAGGUGAUGGCUCAUUUGACAAGAUUUAUCGCCGCGUCAAAAGUCGCCCGGAGGUGGUACGAGCAUGGCGGCAAUGCAAGACACUCAUCAUUGACGAAAUCGGAGUCCUCCCGGUAAAUAUUUUUCUGCUUUUGGAUGCGAUUGCCCGACGAGUGCGUAACGAGCCUGAUACCCCCUUUGGGGGUAUUCAGCUUAUCCUUCUUGGUGACUUUCUGCAGCUUCCUCCUGUAGACUCCUCCUCGGCUGUUUUUAUGAGUGAGGAUCGCACCGAAGAAAAGAAACCUGAGUCAAACUGGUGCUUUGACUGUCCUUUGUGGGAAAAACUGCGGCUUGCCGCCGUUGAGUUUCGUCAGAACCAUCGUCAUGAGAGCGACCCAGUCUUUGCUGCAUGUAUGGAAGAUAUUCGAUAUGGGCGGUAUACUCGACGUGUGGAAGGCCUAAUAUCGACAUGUCUUGGUCGACGGUUGAGCGAUCGAUUUGGUGUUAAACCUACCGUCAUUGUGGCGCGCCGUCAAAGUGCCACAGCGUACAACAUGGAACGUCUGCAGUUACUGGACGAUGUCAAUUUUCAUCGUUAUGCCUCUGAGGACUACGCCUCAACGCCCGGAUACGAUUUGGAUAAGGAAGUUUCUCUACUGCCUUUGCUUGAGUUGCGUGUCGGGGCACAGGUGGUACUGCUUGCC
Messenger RNA from Trypanosoma cruzi, 1581 nucleotides. RefSeq names its product DNA repair and recombination helicase protein PIF1, putative. Gene Ontology annotation, molecular function: ATP hydrolysis activity; DNA helicase activity. Gene Ontology annotation, biological process: DNA repair; telomere maintenance. The annotation marks the transcript as partial. The record is from RefSeq and is a predicted model, not a curated record. NCBI's taxonomy places the organism in Eukaryota, Euglenozoa, Kinetoplastea, Trypanosomatida, Trypanosomatidae. The transcript has a single exon.